CCGGGGAAACGGGACGCUUAGUACACGACAAACGCUAGUGAGGCACCGUGUAAGUGAGGGAAAUUCACAAUUUUCCUAAAAAAAACGAGGAUAAUGACGCGUCUCUGUAUCUGUGAGAUGUGCAGCUGUGGCCGCCACCGUUGUAAACACCUGCCCACAGCACUUUACAAGAAAGGCAGUAAGACUAAUGUGUUGUCAGAGUACUCUGAGAAGUAUCCUGCCUAUAAAGGGCACACGCGGCCCAAGAGCGUCAAGCCCCAGCUGCAGUAUAAAGCUCAUCAAGACACGAUGGAAGGAACAACCACCUUCAGGACAGACUAUGUCCCGUAUGUGGUCACCCGUCGCCCUGAGAAGCUGCAGGCCGAGUACAGGCCCAAGCCUGGAGAGAUUGACUUAGAAACGACCUAUAAACAAGACUUCAACCCAUAUGACGUGCAACCAUUUGUUCCUUCACAUCCGAAAGAGAGAGAACAUACCACGAAUGCAAAACUGGACACCAUACCCACCUAUAAAGAGGAUUUUCGUCAGUGGGAGAUCAGCAGACGAGAAUUGACUAAGCCUGACACACCGUAUCAACCCCCUGUUACAAAGUUUGGGAAUUCCACGACAUUCCAGGACGAUUUCGUCCACCGAGGCCUAGUGCCACGAGAGAGCUACAAGCCCCCUAACAUAGCCAAGCCAUCCGAUGCUCCUUUCGAAAACAUGACCAGCAACAAGCUCUCCUAUGUUCGGCAUGCUCUAGAAGCCCGGUAUGUUAAACCGCCAAUAGAAUACAAACCCACCAGCCAACCUUUCCAGGACCUCACCACCCAUCGCCAAGACUAUCAAGGGCUGCCGAGUCCGCUGACCAAAAGCUGCAAGCCUGAGCUGCUCAAAGUGGCCUCAAACAAGCCAUUCCAGGGCAGCACGGAAUUCCGUGACUGUUACCAGCAGUGGCCCGUAUCCCUCCGGCAGGUGCGGAAGUCGGUGGAGUACACGAGUCCAACAGAGCACAUGGACCUGACUACCACUUCGCACACCGACUACAUCAAGCACCAAAUCCAGCCCUUCCUUUCCGUCAAACCCUUCUCACUUCCCACUAAAUCCUCAGAGCCCUUUCAGGGCAGCACCACCAUGAGAGACGACUUCCAGCCAUGGGCGGCUCCCCGUCAAAGCAUUAUCCGAAAACAAGAGGAAAUCCAGCGAGCCAGUGGGAAAAUGGAAGAUCUUACAACCUUCAGAGCUCAUUUCAUUCAGCAUGAAGCUCAGCCUAGUUUCAGCUUCAAGCCCCAAAACACACCGCUGUGGACUGACGCUCCCCUACAGAACGACACCAUGUACAGCACGGAGUUCACGCCCAAGAAGAUCAGCGUGUGUCCGGCCAGUUUCGAGUCUCCGCCGGGGUUUGUUUUCGAUAAGUACGAUGAUCGAGGCCACCGCUUCUUCCGCAAGAUGACGUCUGCUGACAAGAUUGAGACGCCGAAGGAAAUGGUCUUGACAGCUUAAGAAAGUCAUCAUGUUGUUUCUAUAAAAGGAAAGUAGCAUACAA
This is a messenger RNA of Cyprinus carpio (common carp), 1528 nucleotides long. Its product is annotated as stabilizer of axonemal microtubules 2-like. Gene Ontology annotation, biological process: microtubule anchoring. Gene Ontology annotation, molecular function: microtubule binding. Lineage: Eukaryota; Metazoa; Chordata; Actinopteri; Cypriniformes; Cyprinidae. The record is from RefSeq and is a predicted model, not a curated record. Gene Ontology annotation, cellular component: sperm flagellum; cytoskeleton; axonemal microtubule.